CCGACAUCCCAAACGGAAGGUGGUAGUCGCUGCCCGAGCUGGUUUGAAACUGGUGGUCCGGCCCGGCCGAGUGUGUGUGUGUAGCUGAGGACCUGCUGGAGGGCUAGGCCGUUCUUGACCGCCCCGGCCCCGCCUCCCCUCGGACCCGCGGACCCAAGCCCCGCUCCCCGCCCGUCUUGUGCCUCAGCCCGCUGCCUCUCCGGCCGUCUCUGCGGCCCAGCCGCCACCAUGUCCCUGCACGGCAAACGGAAGGAGAUCUACAAAUAUGAAGCGCCCUGGACUGUGUACGCCAUGAACUGGAGCGUGCGGCCGGACAAGCGCUUUCGCCUGGCGCUGGGCAGCUUCGUGGAGGAGUACAACAACAAGGUUCAGCUUGUUGGUUUAGAUGAGGAGAGUUCAGAGUUUAUUUGCCGAAACACCUUUGACCACCCAUACCCUACCACAAAGCUCAUGUGGAUUCCUGACACAAAAGGCGUCUAUCCGGACCUUCUGGCAACAAGUGGCGACUAUCUCCGUGUGUGGAGGGUUGGCGAAACAGAGACCAGGCUGGAGUGCUUGCUAAACAAUAACAAGAACUCAGACUUCUGUGCUCCCCUGACCUCCUUUGACUGGAACGAGGUGGAUCCUUACCUUCUAGGAACCUCAAGCAUUGACACAACCUGCACCAUCUGGGGCCUGGAGACCGGGCAGGUGCUGGGGCGAGUGAAUCUUGUGUCUGGCCAUGUGAAGACCCAGCUCAUUGCCCAUGACAAAGAGGUCUAUGACAUUGCGUUCAGCCGAGCUGGAGGUGGCAGGGACAUGUUUGCCUCUGUGGGUGCUGAUGGCUCUGUGAGAAUGUUCGACCUCCGCCAUCUGGAACACAGCACCAUCAUUUAUGAAGACCCACAGCACCACCCCCUGCUUCGCCUCUGCUGGAAUAAGCAGGACCCCAACUACCUGGCCACCAUGGCCAUGGAUGGAAUGGAGGUGGUGAUUCUGGAUGUCCGAGUUCCCUGCACACCAGUUGCCAGGCUAAACAACCACCGAGCAUGUGUCAAUGGCAUUGCCUGGGCCCCACACUCGUCCUGCCACAUCUGCACUGCAGCGGAUGACCAUCAGGCCCUCAUCUGGGACAUCCAGCAGAUGCCUCGGGCCAUCGAGGACCCUAUCUUGGCCUACACAGCUGAAGGGGAGAUCAACAAUGUGCAGUGGGCCUCGACCCAGCCUGACUGGAUCGCCAUCUGCUACAACAACUGCCUGGAGAUCCUCCGCGUGUAGUGCUGGCGCCUCACCGAGUAGGCAGGGGCUGUGUGCUUCAGCCUCUGCCCCCUUCCUUCCCACGUAAGAAGAGUUCCCAGUGGCCAGUAUGUCUACUGUUGCUUUAACCCACUGUGUCCAGAAGCUGCUGUAGAAGUCCAGGCCAGUUACCCCGCUGUCUGUGUUGGACUGUGCUGUGUGGCACCACCGCGGCCCAGGGCUGGGUUUUAAGUUUUCACUCCUUUCCUCCUCUUUGCUUCUUCAAUUAAACGUCUCUGUGUAUUUGUUUGUCA
This is a messenger RNA of Rattus rattus (black rat), 1529 nucleotides long. It is a transcript of the gene Dcaf7, whose product is annotated as DDB1 and CUL4 associated factor 7. Bases 229 to 1257 code for a protein of 342 amino acids. The record is from RefSeq and is a predicted model, not a curated record. Gene Ontology annotation, cellular component: nucleus. NCBI's taxonomy places the organism in Eukaryota, Metazoa, Chordata, Mammalia, Rodentia, Muridae. Gene Ontology annotation, molecular function: protein binding. The transcript is spliced from 7 exons.